Messenger RNA from Lactuca saligna, 768 nucleotides. The record is from the annotation of a GenBank genome assembly. NCBI's taxonomy places the organism in Eukaryota, Viridiplantae, Streptophyta, Magnoliopsida, Asterales, Asteraceae.
AUGCAUGAUAUGUUGGGGUUGGCAAUUGAUGGAGAAGACAUCAAUGAGUUGUCAUUGUGUGAUAAGGGAAAUCAAAUUCUGGAAGAAUGGAGGGGACAAUAUAGUUGUGAUAAUUUCAAUAGUGAGGAGUAUUUAAGAAGGAUUCAGGCUACAACAAAGGAUAGUUUGAUGUUUAGGCUUAUUUUUUUGACCCUUUUUGUAAACAACUUCAUAGACUCAAUUUUGAUGGGAACAAAUCAAAUAAAAGUGGUAAGGAAGUUGGUGUUGGUAGAAGACUUUUCAAAGUUAAAUUGGUGUAAAUAUAUGCGAGAUUGUUUGGGAUCAAGAAAAAAACUAUGCAAAAGGGGUGACAAAUCAAGCUACUAUAGUGGUCCUAUUACACUCCUGAUUUUGGUGUACGUGUAUAACAUGAAGUAUUCUAUCAAGUUAGAUAAAAGGCUUCCAUUUAUUGGGCAUAUUAAUGGUGGUAAUUUAUUAGAGAUUCAACGCUUGGAAAUCAGUUUGGGAGGGUUCGGGAGGCAGUUUCGGGAUAAGCAUGAUGAUGUUGAUAUGAGGGAUGAAACAGGAGGUGAAGAACAAAAAUGCUCAACUUUAAGAGGGAUUUUGGAGAUGAGCAUGAUGAUGUCGAUACGAGGGAUGAAACAGGAGGCAUACGUUGCUGUUAUAGGGCAUAGUUAUGGGGUAAUUCUAAGAGAGAAAAGUACUAUGGAGGUUGCAUUAAAGGAUGGUUUGGAAAAAUUCCCUGAUAGUGUGGUGCUGAAUGAGUAG